This is a messenger RNA of Neolamprologus brichardi, 1516 nucleotides long. RefSeq names its product family with sequence similarity 133 member B (gene fam133b). Lineage: Eukaryota; Metazoa; Chordata; Actinopteri; Cichliformes; Cichlidae. The record is from RefSeq and is a predicted model, not a curated record.
AGAAGAAUCAGUCGAGCUUUUAUCAACUCGAAGUGGCUACGUAAAUGUUAGCAAGGUGACACAAAUGGUUGUUCUUUCUCUUGGAUAUUGUUUCCCAUUGCUGACUCGACAUGGGCAAGAGAGACAAUCGAGUGGCUUACAUUAACCCCAUUGCUGCUGCACGAGCCAGGGGGCCGGUACAGGGCUCUGGGCCAACCAUUCAGGAUUAUUUAAGCAGACCUCGACCAACAUGGGAGGAGCUAAAGGAACAGCUGGAGAAGAAGAAAAAGGGCUCUCGAGCCCUGGCUGACUUUGAAGACAAAAUGAAUGAGAGAUGGAGGAAAGAACUCGCCAAAAACAGAGAGAAAAUGUUAGGCGGAAGUGAAAAGGACAAGGAGGAGAAGAAAGACAAAAAAGAGAAAAAGAAGAAGGAGAAGAAGAAAUCCAGCAGGCAUUCUUCAUCUUCCUCCUCCUCAUCGAGUUAUGAUUCCUCCAGCAGCUCCUCCUCAGAGUCAGAUGACGAGGAUGAAAAGAACACUGUAAAGAAGAAGCGGAAGAGAAAGAAGUCGUCAUCCAGAAGAGCAUCGGACAGCUCAGAGGAUGAGUCAGAUGCUGAAAGCAAGAAGAAAAGGAAAAGAAUAAAGGAAGAAGGUGACAGAGAUAAGGAUGAAAAGAGCCGUAGAAGAAAGAGGAAGGCUGAGAGAAGUUAUAAAGGCUCAUCAUCAGAGUCGUCUGCUGACUCUGAUGAUGAUGAGGCAGUUGAAGCCAAGAAGAAAAAGAGAAGCAGCGAGGAAAAGGAGAAAUUCACAGAUAAAUCCAAGAAGAAGAGGAAAAGGAAGCACAAAAAACAUGGCAGAAAAAAGAAAAAGAAGACGGCGUCUCAGUCGGACUCGGACCUCGACUGAAAACAUGUCUUCCAUUUUUCUGACAGCUCAAAAGUAGAGUCAUCUUUGCCUUUGACUACCAAAAACUACUCGCAUCCAAUUUUUGGGGAUUUCCACCUAAACAGGGGAAGCAGCAGGCCUAAAUACUCGGCUUCUAUGUGUGAAGUGAAAAUUAGGAAGAAAGUGCUGGUCCCUCCAAGUGGAAACAAAUAGUGCAUAUCUUUCCUUUGUUUGUUUGUUUUACCACCACAAUUUUUCUGCAUUAUUGGUCUGAAGUUCACUCAAAGACAGGACUGAACUCCCCACACUUCCCUCUCUUUCCCCCCCCCCAUCUCUUUCUGGAGAUCUGAGUGUGCCUGGCACUCCCCACCACCUUAAGAAUGCUAGCCCUCUAGGAGUUAGCCUCUGUGCUUCAUACCUGACAUCUUUCAUUGCUACACGAGGCUGUUGAUGCUAGUGCCUGCGUGAUGCAUGUAGACGUGAUGACCAGAUGUCUCGCCAGCUUCAUAUUGAAGUUGGCCAUUGUUGUAAGAAAUGAGCGGCACAGUCAUACAGUAAUACAAGGGAUAAUUGUUUUCGUUAGAUGAGUUGUUACACUGCAGUGUAAUUGUACAAACAAUGGAGUUCAAUAAUAAAGUAUUGUUUUAACCUUU